Messenger RNA from Suricata suricatta (meerkat), 777 nucleotides. It is a transcript of the gene PI15, whose product is annotated as peptidase inhibitor 15. Gene Ontology annotation, cellular component: extracellular region. The record is from RefSeq and is a predicted model, not a curated record. Bases 1 to 777 code for a protein of 258 amino acids. The transcript has 5 exons. Lineage: Eukaryota; Metazoa; Chordata; Mammalia; Carnivora; Herpestidae.
AUGAUAGCAGCCGCUGUGGUCAGCAGUGCACUCCUGCUCUCCCUUCUCUGUGAAGCCAGUGCCGUCGUCUUACUCAAUUCCACUGACUCAUCCCCGCCAACCAAUAAUUUCACUGAUAUUGAAGCAGCACUAAAAGCACAACUCGAUUCUGCGGAUAUCCCCAAAGCCAGGCGGAAGCGCUACAUUUCGCAGAAUGACAUGAUCGCCAUUCUCGAUUACCAUAAUCAAGUUCGGGGGAAAGUGUUCCCCCCAGCAGCGAACAUGGAAUAUAUGGUUUGGGAUGAAAAUCUUGCAAAGUCUGCAGAAGCUUGGGCAGCUACUUGCAUUUGGGACCAUGGACCUUCUUACUUACUGAGAUUUUUGGGCCAAAAUCUGUCAGUACGAACUGGAAGAUAUCGCUCUAUUCUCCAGCUGGUCAAGCCAUGGUAUGAUGAAGUGAAAGAUUAUGCUUUUCCAUAUCCUCAGGACUGCAACCCCAGAUGUCCUAUGAGAUGUUUUGGCCCCAUGUGCACACAUUAUACACAGAUGGUCUGGGCCACCUCCAAUCGGAUAGGAUGUGCAAUUCAUACUUGCCAAAACAUGAAUGUUUGGGGAGCUGUAUGGCGACGUGCAGUUUACCUGGUAUGCAACUAUGCCCCAAAGGGCAACUGGAUCGGAGAAGCACCGUAUAAAGUAGGGGUACCAUGUUCAGCUUGCCCUCCAAGCUACGGAGGGUCUUGUACUGACAAUCUUUGCUUUCCAGGAGUAACAUCAAACUACCUAUACUGGUUUAAAUAA